Molecule: messenger RNA, 2850 nt
Organism: Aspergillus versicolor CBS 583.65
Lineage: Eukaryota; Fungi; Ascomycota; Eurotiomycetes; Eurotiales; Aspergillaceae
Product: secretory pathway Sec39 family protein
Exons: 3
Coding region: 1-2850 (949 amino acids)
Biological process (GO): retrograde vesicle-mediated transport, Golgi to endoplasmic reticulum
Source: RefSeq, a predicted model, not a curated record
AUGGCUGAAUCCACGCGCCUGUCUGGGGCGCAUGCCAUUCUCCUAGCUGCCCAUCUCUGCGCCACGGGAAACCCCUCCUCUCUCCCGCAAUUACGAGCUCGAUUUCCGACUACCUUGACGAUUGAACGGCUGUUGCGCAUUGUUCUAACAUUCCUACCUGAAAGCACGGAGCCUAAAAGCUAUAUACCAGUGAUUCGAAAUAUAGUGGACGAAUCAGUAUCUCGCUCAGAUAGUCACGAUGUCAAUACAACCCCGGUCCAAGAUCUCUCCGAAGGAGCUGCGAGGAAACAUGUACGGAAGAUUCGCUUGUUACCACUGAAAUAUCCCGGGGACGAGGAUAGUCAGGAUUCAGCUGACUUAUUGACCAUUUUUUUAAUCCACCGAGCCCACCGGAUUGAUUCGGAAACAUCUCUUCAACCACUUGUCCUCGAACUUCUCCUCCCAUUCUACCAACAAUCACCAGUUAUACAAACAUGGCUCGUCUCUUGUCUGCUGCCGGUUCUCCGGCUGAAUUACGAAUACUACCCAUACCAAGACAAAUCAUGUUCCGUGGAGACACUGGAAUCAUUAGACGAUCAGACGGCGACAAAUAUCCUUCUUUCGAUGGCGGGAACACGGAAGAAUGACACGGACCUUAUCCAGAACCUGCGUGGUCUGGUUGGGCCUUGGAUGUAUGGUAGCAACCGGCCCAGGAGGCAACGAUUCAGGCAACUGGAACGUCGAAAUUCGAUUCCUCUCUCGCAGACAGGUGUCCAUGAGUUUGAAACAUACGCAUGGGAAUACGUGAACGAGUGGCUUCUAUCACGCAGUCUGGUGGACGCGGAAGUGGUAUCCAACACCUUUAUUAAUUGGGAUGGACCUGAAGAUGUAGACUUAGGCGGCUAUGUGGGCGAACAUGAGAGAUUACCAAGCGAUCAGCUGGAACAGCUGCGCUAUCGAUAUGGACAAACAGGACUGGCAGUGAUCUACCAAAGCUCUGAAGUUUCUCUAGAAGAGUCCAUCCGUGUUCUGGAACGGGUUGGGAGCCUCUUGGGUCUGGAAGGAGUCUCUUUCACGCCAUCUGGUGGCUCAGAUCUUCCCACGGUGGAGUUCGAUGCUAGCCCAAUCCAGUCGGCAUCAAGAGCAACGUUGUUUCAGAAUGCUCUCCUUGUCCCUACAAAUCCGCUAACUUAUCCCUCGCCGUCAUCAAUUUCAUUCCUCAGUGGCCUUCUACUGUCCCUGCGCACCCUUGAAGAGCUAGGGCAUUCUAUUCCCUGCAGGACAGCGACCAAUAUCUGCCUACACAGUAACGAAGACAUGCAACUCUAUGAACUACGCAGUGUUAUGGCAUCUAUUGCACAAGCGAGAUCCGGACAAGAUUGGAUAGCAGUUCGUAGGAAGCUAUUAUGGCUGCGGGAUUGGAAAGCAGAGGCGGGGAAGUCAUCCGGCAACGAUUCUAGCUGUCAUGGCCUCUUUUAUAGGGUCCCACUGGAGAUCCUAGAAGCAGAGAUCUUGAAGGUCAUGCUUGAGGUCAGAGAGUACGAUCUAGCUGUCGAAAUCUAUACCAGAUCUAGCUCUGCGUUGUCCGCAACACAGGUGGAAGAUGCAGUCAAGGAAUCUAUGUUCGCUGCAUACGACAACGCCAGCAACGGUAAUAGAACCAGGGGUAAAAUGCAACGGGCGUACGAAAUCCUUCAAACAUUCCAACCACACUUUCCCGAUUCUACGUCCUUGAGACAAGCCCAAGCCCUAAUUUCUGCAACACAUGCUCUAUCAUUUUACUCCUUAACGCUUCAGCAUGGCGUCCCAUUCCAGCCCGUCAGCAUUCGCGUCCAUCAGGAUCCGCUCUCUUUGAUCGAAAAGAUACUCGAUCAAAACCCAAGAAGUUACGCAAAACUAGACGACCUCCUCGGUAUCGGCCGAAAUCUAGUCUUAGCCGGCUUUUCCCCACGUCCAGUUGAUGAUACCGACUCACAUUCACACUACUCACGCCGCCCAGUGCUCUCCCGAGAGGACGCCCUAGUCACUGCCGAACGGCGUAUCAUGUCGCUCGCUAUCUCGUCUGCCCUUUCCUCGAACGACUUUGGCACCGCCUAUUCCUACAUCCUUACCCGUCUCACACCCCAAACCUCUCCCUCAUCCACUACUAAAACUCCCUCCACCAUAAAGGAUGACAUCACCUGGCGUGCCGUCUACAAUGCUGGUCGCUACCGCCCCACACCAUCCCCAUCAGCCACUCCUCCAACCCUCCACGCCCAAAUCACCAACCUAUCUCAACGCAUGGAACUCCUCUCCCUCUCCCUUAUCCUAGCUCCAACCCCGGACCCCCUCCCAGAAAUCCUCGGCGCCUGGCGUCGAGCUGACGAAGAACUCUCUCUCCUCCGCGCCCGCGAAUCAGAAGAAUCAGACGCCUGGGACACAAAGGGCGACAACGCCAGCACAGCCCCGUCGUUCCUCCCUGGUGGCUUCAACCAGCCAGACACAGAGCAAGAUGCCUUCGAAACAAAACAGCAGCAUGCCCGUCGCUCAGCGCGGGCCGCACACCAUAAUCGCCUCGACUCCGAUGAAGCACCCAUGGGACUUUUCGAAGUCGCGCGUGGCGCCGCAAGGGCAUUGCAUAAGAAUGUCAAUUCCUCGUUUCCACUUAGCGGGACGCUCAGUCCCUCGGCUGCUGCGUCUGCUUCUGCUUCAUCUUCUAUGUCGUUCGUUGAUGGCGAUAUCGAGGGUGAUGAUGCGAAUGGUCUCGAUGACGGUGAAGCCGGGCGAGUGAGGAAACGAGAUGUUGUUAGUAAUAUGGUCACUGGAGGUUUGGCGAGUGGGAUUGGCUGGGUUUUGGGUGCGCAGCCGGUCAAUAUGAAUAAUACACAAUAG